AUGCCCUCAAAAAAGAAAAAAACGCAAAGAACGGAGGAAACCGAAGAGGCGGAUGACGAAGUCGACGAGCAGCAACCGAAGCCAAAGCGCAAGAGCAAAUCGGCUGCUCACACAGAAUCUGCUGACAAGAGGAAGAAGUCCACGGAGGACUCUGAGCCGGAAAGCCCCAGACCCAAAGAGAAAAGGAGCAAGAAAAAGGGGGAAACCAAUGAGGAAGUGACUGAGCCCCCCAAAAAAGACAAGAAGAAGAAGAAAUCAGCUGCUGAGGACAACCAAGAGGACAUCAUGGGCUCCAAAGAUAAGAAGUCCAAGGAGGGUGACAAGAAGCCCAAGAAGGAGUCCGAUAAGGAGGAAGAGGUACCUGAAGGGCAGGAGGAGGAUGCUGAUACCAAAAAGAAAAAGGCCAAGAAGGCUAAGAAGAGCUCAGGGGACAGUGAUGAAGAUAACAAGAAGGCAAAAGGCAAGAAGUCCAAAGUGAAGCAAAUCGACUAUGUUGAGAUCUAUGAGAACGAGCUGAGGAACUACCAGCCGGAGUCAGUUGAAGCGUAUGAGGAGGAGUACCACAAGAAGAAAGUGUAUGAGGUGGUCACCAUCACUGGAGAUGUCAGAGGGGCGGGUACAGACGCCAAUGUGUUUAUCUCUCUCUUUGGAGACUAUGGCAUCACUCCCAAGGUGCACCUAGCCAGCAAAAACAGAACGGCUUUUGAGAAAAACAAAACCGACGUAUUCAGAAUCAAAACAAACAACGUCGGACCCAUACAAAAGAUAAGGAUCGAGCAUGAUAACACAGGUCUUAACCCCGGCUGGUUCCUGGACCGGGUGGUGGUCACCGACAUGAGCAGGCCCCACCUGCGCUUCUAUUUCGCCUGCAAUAACUGGCUCAGCAAGGAGGAAGGCGAUGGACUGUUUGUGCGAGACUUGCUGGGAAGCCUCAACCCUAUGGAUGUGCCCAAAUACAACAAAUACAUUGUGAGCGUGUUCACUGCGGACGUGAAGGGAAGUGGAACAGAUGCUGAUGUCUUCCUUAAUAUUUUCGGAGAGAAUGGAGACACAGGAGAGAGGAAGCUCGACAACGAUAAGAACAACUUUGAGCGGGGGACAGAGGACAAGUUCACCAUCGAGGCCCCGAACCUGGGAAGGAUCAGGAAGAUCACCAUCGGCCACAACAACAAGGGCUCCUCUGCUGGGUGGUUUCUGGAGAAGGUGGUGAUUGAUGACAUGGGGAACAAGUCCGUGUACGAGUUCCCAGUGAGCCGCUGGUUUGCCAUAGACGAGGACGACGGGAAGAUCCAACGGGACAUACUGGUGGGUGGCAGUCAGCCAACAGGCAUAGUGUACAAUGUCCAGGUGGUGACAGGGAACGUCAGGGGCGCUGGCACCAACUCCAAGAUUCACAUGAUCAUGCACGGCUCCAAGGGCCUGAAGAACAGCGGCAAGGUGUUCCUGGAGAGGGGCAAGUUCGAGCGGGGGCUUACCGAUAUCUUCAAAGUGGAGAUCGCUGCUCUGCUCAGCCCCCUCAGCCGCGUCACCAUCGGCCACGACAACGGUGGGGUCAACCCCGGGUGGUACUGCGACAAGUUGGUGGUGUACUGCCCCUUCACGGGGAUUGAGCAGACCUUCCUGUGCGGCAAGUGGCUGGACGAGGACGAGGGGGACGGCCUGAUAGAGAGGGAGCUCUAUGAGAUGGUGUCACUGCGGCAGAAGAGGCAGAAGAAGCACCCCUGGUCUCUCUGGAUCUGGACCUCCGAUGUGAAGGGAGCAGGGACCGACGCCCCAGUUUCCAUGCAGAUUUAUGGGGAGAAGGGGAAGUCGGACGAAAUGAGGCUGGACAAUAAUUCGGACAACUUUGAACAGGCUCAGCUAGACAAGUUCAUGAUCGAACUGCCUGACCUGGGGAGGCUGCUGAAAGUGCGUAUUUGGCAUGAUAAGAGGAACCCCUUUGCAGGCUGGCACUUAGACAAGCUAACUUUGAUGAAGACAUUGACGAAGGAGAAGUUCUCGUUCCCUUGUCAGCGCUGGUUGGAUAUCAAUGAGGAUGACAAUGAGGUUGUCAGAGAACUUCCUGCCACAGGGGAGCAUGUUCCAGCGCCUCUUUCACUGUUGAAGUACCGGGUUUCCGUCUACACGGGGAAGUUCAACGGCAGCGGCACAGACGCCACGGUCUUCAUCUGCCUCAUCGGGGAUCAAGGAGACACCGGCGACCGCAUCCUGAUGAACUGCAAGAACAACGUCAACAAGUUCGAGAAGGGGAACAUUGAUGAGUUCAUGGUUGAGGCGGUCUCGCUGGGGAAGAUCCAAAGAGUUCGGAUAGGGCAUGACGGCCAAGGUGGGGGCUCUGGCUGGUUCCUGGAAAAGGUGGUAGUGAGGGAGGAGGGGAAGCCAGAGACCGAAGCUAUAGAGUUUCCCUGCAACAGGUGGCUUGAUAGGAAUGAGGAUGACGGUCAGAUCGUUCGGGAAUUAGUGCCAUCUCUUGAUGGACAGCGGCUUCAUACCAUCAGCUACCACAUCUCAGUGAAGACAGGCGACGUCAGUGGAGCCAGCUCUGACUCGAAGGUUUUCGUCAAACUGUAUGGAGAAAAGGGGGACACCAGCAAGAUGAUGCUGAUGGUCUCCGACAAUAACCUGCGCAACUACUUCGAGACUGGACGUGUCGAUAUCUUCACCAUCGAAACCUCGGAUAUUGGACAAAUCAAUCGUCUCCUGAUUGGUCACACCAAUGAGGGCUUGCGGGCCGGGUGGUUCCUCGACAGCGUGCAGAUAAUGGUCCCUGUACACGGGAAGCACUAUAUGUUCCCCAGCCACCGCUGGCUUUGCAAGGACGAGGCGGACGGGAAGGUGGAGGUGGAGAUCUACCCCAGCGAGAUUCUGGACAUCGAAAAGUUGGUUAAUUACGAGAUAACAGUCGUCACUGGUGAUGUCCGCGCGGCCGGCACAAACGCAAAUAUUUUCAUGCAGAUUUAUGGGGACCAAGGGAAAACAGAAUUAAUCGCAUUGAAAAGCCGAUCGGAUAACUUUGAGAGAGGAUCGACUGAAAUAUUCAAGAUCGAAGCUUUGGACGUCGCUAAGAUCUUCAAGAUCCGCAUUGGCCACGACGGGAAGGGCCUGGGUGACGGGUGGUUCCUGGAGACGGUCGACAUCAAGCGCCUCACGAUAGGCACGGUGCAGAAGGAGGCCAAGAAGGAGGACAAGAAGGACAAGAAGAAGAAGAAAAAGAAGAAGGACGAGGAAGAGGAGGAGGAGGCUCCGUCAGGGCCGCAGGAGGUGGUGGAGACCUACUCGUUUCCCUGUCAGCGCUGGCUGGCCCGGGACGAGGAGGAUGGGGAGCUGUUGGUGGAGCUCCUCCCUGAAGAAGGAGCAGAGCUGGAAGAGAACACCUACGAAGUCUAUGUCUACACCGGCAGCAUGUGGGGAGCAGGAACGGAUGCCAAUGUUUACAUUAAUAUUUAUGGAGAAAAUGGAGACACAGGAGAGCGAUGGUUGAGGAAGUCCAACAACCUCAAUAAGUUCGAAAAAGGGCAGGAGGACAUGUUCUCCAUCACUGCAAUUGAGCUGGGGCCACUGAAAAAGUUGCGGAUUCGCCAUGACAACACUCAGUCGUACGCUGCCUGGUUUCUGGACCGCGUGGAGAUUGUGGACUGCAAGGACGACACCACGUACUACUUCCCCUGCCAGCGGUGGCUGGCUGUGGAUGAGGAUGAUGGGCAGAUCGCCAGGGAGCUGGUGCCAGUGGACGAGGCCUUCAUGAAGAAGGACGAUGAGGAGGAGGGCACGGGGGCCACGCUGGGGCUGGAACAGAAAGCCAUGUCAAGAACCUACACUCUGAGAAUCAAGACGGGUGAGAAGAAGUAUGCUGGCACAGACGCCAAUGUGUUUGCUAUCCUGUACGGAAUGAAGGAUGACACAGGAAUAAUAAACCUCAAAGCCUGCAAGACCCACAAGAAUAAAUUUGAGAGGGGGAUGAUUGACGAGUUCACAGUGGAGGCCGUGGAUAUUGGCACACUGAAGAAAUUGCGCAUUGGACAUGAUAACUCAGGUGGCUCACCUGGCUGGUUCCUGGACUGGGUGGAAAUAAACGCCCCCUCCCUGGGCCAGAAACUGCGCUUCCCCUGCGGCCGCUGGCUGGACAGGGGCGAGGACGAUGGGGCCAUCGUCAGGGAUCUCUACCCCGCUGAGCUGCAGACUGAGCUGUACACCCCAUUUGUGCCUUAUGAGAUUACCACAUUUACGAGUGACAUCUUUGCUGCUGGGACGGACGCGGACGUCUUUAUCGUUCUUUAUGGACGGGACGGGGUCUGCACCCAGCAGAAGUACCUCUGUGUCAACAAGCGAGAGAGGCGCAUGUACUUUGAGCGGGGAGCAGAGGACAUGUUCAUUGUGGAGCUAGAGGACGUAGGUGAUGUAAUUGAGAAGAUCCGAAUCGGACAUGACAACCAGGGGACAAACGCUGGCUGGCACCUGGACAGAGUGGAGAUCAGAAGACUUCUGAGAAAGGGAAAGGGCUCGGAGACGAUCAUCUUCCCCUGCGAACGCUGGCUCGCCAAAUCUGAGGACGAUGGAGAGACCGUGAGGGAACUGGUGCCAUCCGAAAUCAUCCAGGAGAAGCUGCUGAGAGAUGGGAGUCUGAAGCACACAGAGACCGAGGUGGAGGAUGCCCUAGAGACUCACACAUACAAGGUGUCCGUCAUGACGGGUGAUGUGUAUGGGGCGGGAACUGAUGCCAACGUCUUCCUUACCAUCUACGGAAACCUGGGUGACACAGGAGAGCGCAAACUCAGCAAGUCUGAGAGUAACAGCAACAAGUUUGAGAGGGGAGGGGUGGACAAGUUCCAGAUUGAAGCGGUGGAUCUGGGAGAGGUCUUCAAGAUCAAGAUCCGCCAUGACAACACCAUGAUGGGGGCAGACUGGUACCUUGAGCAGGUGGAGGUGGUCGACGUGGAAACGGAGGAGGUCUAUCUGUUCCUGUGCGAGCGCUGGCUCUCCAAGAAGAAGGAGGAUAGACACAUUGAGAGGACCUUCUAUGUCAAGGGGUACGAGGGAGAGAAACACAGCCGCCAAAGCUCAAAGAAGAGCGUGAAGAGUUUGGACAGUAACAUGAACAAGAAGAAUAAGAAGAAGAAGGAAGAGGAGGAGGUCGUCGAGGACGGCCCAAUUAUCCCUUACCACUUCACUGUGUCCACGGGACUGGACCGCGAUGCCAGCACAGCCAGCCGCGUCUAUGUCAUCGUUAUCGGACCCGACGAGGUUGAGACUGACCGGCUCUGGCUGGACCUCCCUGAGGGAAAGAAGUACUUCGCUGCCGGGACCAUGGAGAACUUUCAGUGCUACGGCAUUGAUGUCGGCGAGAUCAAGAAGGUGGAGCUGGGGCAUGAUGGGGCCACGCCCGAGAGCUGCUGGCUGGUGGACGAGCUGACUGUCGCCGUGCCCACCAAGGGAGUCAUGUACGUCUUCCAGUGCAAGUGCUGGCUAGCCAAGGACCGUGGCGACGGGCUGACAGCACGUAUGUUCAACGUGUUGGACGCCGACAGUAUCACCAUUACACAAAAGGUCCUCUAUGAGAUCACAGUUGUCACAGGGGACGUCCAGCACGCAGGGACUGACACCAAGAUUUACUUGUCUGUUUUUGGGGCCAAUGGAAACACAGAGGCGAUCCUGCUUGAGAAGAAAGAGGACAGGUUUGAGAGAGGCCAGGAGGACACCUUCAACCUGGAGAUAGAUGACAUUGCUCCGCUUAAAAAGAUUAGGGUUCGCAUUGAUGGCUCCGGCAGCCGCCCUGAUUGGUUCCUGGACAAGAUAAUCAUGAGAAACCUGACCACAGACGACGUGGCGGUGUUCACAUACGCCGACUGGCUGUCAAAAACAAAGGGACCCAAAAGGACCAAGAUCUGCGAGCUGGCUGCCGUGGUGGACGAGGAGGAUAUGGUUGACAGGACCACGUACAUCAUCCAGGUCAAGACCAGCGAUGUUGCAGGGGCCGGCACAGAUGCCAACGUGUUCCUCAUCCUGUUCGGGGAAAACGGGGACACGGGAAUCAUGGCGCUUAAGGCCAGCAGCCGAACCAACAAGUUUGAGCGCAAGCAGCUGGACGUGUUCCGCUUUCCUGACGUCCUCAGUCUGGGGGAGCUGUCCAAGAUCAGAGUGUGGCACGACAACAAAGGUCCUGCACCAGGCUGGCACUUGGAGUUUAUUGAUGUGAAGGAUGAAGUCAUGGACCAAACGUUCCGCUUCCCCUGUGAUCGCUGGCUGGCCAAAAAUGAGGACGACGGUCAGAUCAUGCGAGAACUGGCAUGCGCCAACAAUGACAUCGUGGACUUGAAUGAAAAGACAAAAUAUGAAAUUGCCACCACAACAGCCGACACAGAUGAUGCUGAAACAAAGGAAAAUACCUGGAUCAUUCUUGAAGGGAAGAAGGCACGGUCAAAGGAAUUUGUGAUGGAGAAUUCCUCCAAGAAAAAGAGAUUCCUACAGGGAGCUACAGACAGAUUUGAGUUUUCCUCCAAACACCUUGGUGAAAUUGCUAGUAUCUGUCUGGGGCACAUCCCGAAAGAUGGCAAAAAAGUAAAGACUGAGUCAUUCUGGCAUGUGCAGGAGGUUGUCGUAACAGAGAAAGAGCUGGGGAACCAGUUUAUCUUCCGCUGUGAUGCACAGGUCCCUCUUGCGUCCAAGAAGGACACCUUCAUGACUUUCGAGUGCACCAAAGCCAUUGAGAGCUUCGCCAGCAAGGUCCGCAGCCUGGUACCGGUCAAGUACGAGAUCAUCGUGAUCACGGGCGAUGUCAAAGGAGCCGGCACUGACGCUAACGUCUCCAUCACCAUAUACGGGUCCAACGGGGACUCCGGCAAGCGGGCCCUGAGGAAGAAGUACAGGAACCUGUUCGAGCGGGGCCGCACCGACCGCUUCCUGCUGGAGAUGCUGGACCUGGGAGAGCUGCUGAGGGUCAGGGUGGAGCACGACAACUCCAGCUCCGUCCCUGGGUGGUUCCUGGACCGUGUAGAGGUCACCAACACUGCCAACGGGGUGACCACCAUCUUCCUGUGCGGGAAGUGGCUAGACACCCAGAAGGCGGAUGGACAGAUCCAAAGAGUGCUCUACCCCAAAUACUGA
Molecule: messenger RNA, 7101 nt
Organism: Megalops cyprinoides (Indo-Pacific tarpon)
Lineage: Eukaryota; Metazoa; Chordata; Actinopteri; Elopiformes; Megalopidae
Product: lipoxygenase homology domain-containing protein 1-like
Exons: 42
Coding region: 1-7101 (2366 amino acids)
Molecular function (GO): protein binding
Source: RefSeq, a predicted model, not a curated record